This is a messenger RNA of Cinara cedri, 8176 nucleotides long. The record is from the annotation of a GenBank genome assembly. Lineage: Eukaryota; Metazoa; Arthropoda; Insecta; Hemiptera; Aphididae.
CGCGCCAUAUUGAAUCCGACGUCCGCGCGCGCGUGUGUGUGUGUGUGUGUGUUAAUUUUCGCGUAUCCGGCCAUUACCCGCGGGCCGUCCGUGCGUGUGUACACAGUGCCGAUUAUUUUAUAAUUUUUUUUUUUUUUCUGUUCCCCGCCGUCGUACCGAAAUAUCGAAACGUUCUUUUUCAAAUUUCUCACGCUGAAACGUUCAGUUUUCUCGAUUAUUAAUUAUUAUUGUUUAUUUAUUUCACCCCUUCGCGCGUACGUAACUCGCGGCCACCGGUGGCGGUCCGAGCUCCGAGCUCUCUCGUCGGCGGAAAGCGACGUUGAUUAACAACGGCGACGCGGUGGCGGUAGUCGUCGGACGACGAGCUUCGUUUUUUACCCGUUUUCGACCGACGGCCGAACGGAAUUGUCGCCGCGUCGUUAAUCGACCCGUUCUGUCCGUCGCGCGUGCCCGAGAAAAAUAACAAUAAUAAUAAAUAAUAACAAUACGCGCGCACGUAACGCCGGCCGGUGGUCGGUCGUCGGUAACUUUUUUCGCGGCCGGGUCGAGUGGUCGUCCGGAUGACCGCGGCCGCCGCGUAUUCGUCGCCGACACCGUUGCGGUCCGUUCGACGGCCGCGCGAUUCGCUAUUGCACGACCGCACGAUGGCCGAUGACGGCCUGGCAACUAACUGCAAUAAUAAUGAUAAUAAUAAUAAUAAAUAAUAAUACGCCGCCGCCGUUACCGCUGUUAUCAAUCGGUCGUUACAGUGUUGUUGUGAUGUCGGAAUCACAUUUUGCCGUGUAACGCCGCCGCCGGACACAGUAAUCGAAAAACGGAUUACGGAUAAUAUCACCGUCGUCGUCGUCUUUUGUUUCCGCAGCAGCCGUCGGCCGCCACCGCCGCAGUCGCCUCACCGCGGAUAAAACUUACUGCGUAAGUACCUACACGGCCGUCGUCGCUUAUUUACUGCUACUUGUAGCCACUUUUUUUUUUUUUUUUUUCCCUUGCAUUUCCCUACUCGUUUUAGUGACAUUUUGCGUUUAUUUUUUUUUCUUUCUUCAUAAACGUUAAUUGUCGAAAAAACCGAUUGAACCCGCCCGGUUGUUUCCGCUUUUGCACAGUGUCGUCGAUAUUAUUGUUAUUCGUAUUCAGUGUUACAUAGUCGGUGUGUGCGUGUGUACGACGACCGUGUAUACUUUGUGCGUGUGCGCGCGCGCGUGUGUGUGUGUGUCCGUGUGUUUCCAUGUGUGUGUGUGUGCGCGCGCGCUUGUAAAAGAAACUUGACGGCGAGAAGUCUUGUAUUAUUAUUAUGUAUCGAAUUAUCGUUGCCGCGUAUGUCGUUUUUUAAUCACCUUGACACGAAUACACGUUUUGGCGGAAUAAAUAACGCGACGGACACCGGCGGUCAGCCGUUCGCAUUUUCCUCCGGUAGGUACCUAUAGUAGUUUUCGUCGCGUACGCAACACGGGUUUUUCGGAAUUUCCCCGUUUACCUACGCCGCCGCCGUCGUCGCGCUGGCGAUUUUUCGUUUCGUACUCGCCGCGUACCUAUAACGGCAGUACAACAUUAUUAUCCAUACCCGCGGCCGUACACCGAGUACCUAUGGUUAUGCCCGUCUCUUAAAAAAAGUUUCGGGUCCGUUUCGAGUAUGUAACGACCGUGCCAAAGCCUACAGGUGUAGGUUGCCCCGACAGCCGGCACGACGUCGACCGCGGUCCGUAAAAUUGCUCUCGGCUCGUGUUGUGGUCCGCGGGGUACGUCAGUAUAUUUUAGUGUUACGACAAUAUCUUUAAUCGCGACGUCAAGUCGAAAGUUCCGCGAAAGUAGAACGCACGAAACGUUGUAAUAUUGGGAUUUGCCUAGGUCAUUGUUAUUGAAAUGAUUCGAAUUAGUAACCAGUAUUUGCUCCAAUCAUUUUAUGCACUUGUAAUGUUGAUAUUUAUGUAAACAACAAUAAUAAUAAUAUUAAAUACUACCUACCUGUUAGGAAACGAGAAUUUGUUAUUUUUAGUUUUUUUCUUUAGUUAUUAAAUAAACCGAGUUUAACCGUAUGCACCUUCAGUGUUUCGUUUAUUUAUUUAUGUAGAUAUCGAAAAUUUUGUAGGUAAAAAGGAAGUCUUAUAUUAUCAACUAUUGUGUUUUUACUUGUAGCUCAAAACACCUUAAAUCAAACAAGUUUUUUAUCAAUAGUAUAAUCUAAGUUUUAUGAACUUUCACUACCUACCUUGAUCAUAUGGUGGCUGUUUCAAGUGAUUGUAGGCACCUACUUACCAAUUAUUCGGGUACCUCUAUAUUUUUUAAAUUACCUACUUAAUUGAUACUAAUUAGGUGUAUUUAUCUAAAUAAUAUUUUUAAACAUUUUCUGAUUUCUACCUAGUUAAAAUUUAUAAUUACCUACUUAUGGUUGACUGCUAAGAUAUAAUAUACUAUUUAAAUAUACAAAUACAUAGGUAACUUCAUACCUAUAUAGAGUAGGUAGGUACUUCGUAUUUAGUUUUGGAUUAUUUUAUACAUAACAUUACAUAUAAGGAUAUUAUUUCUUUGAAUUGUUAAUUCAAAAAUGAGUAAACAUAUUUUUAUAAUUUACUAACUUAAUAUUGAAUGAUUUACAUUUAGCUGUCAUAAUUUUGGUUUUUAUGAAAGUUGAAAUUUAAAUCAUUUGGAUACUUGUGUUCUUUAUUGGUAAAAUAUUUAUUUUACUCUUAUUCUAAGAUUAAUUAUCUAAGUAAAAUACUUAGUAAAUUUGUGCACUUGAUGUUUAAACUCUCCUUUUUUUAUCAUUCUUUAUUAUGUAUUGCAAUGUUAAAUAUAAUUAGGUAUUUAAAGGUUCCUAAUUAAUAUUAAAUUAAUUAAUUUGUGUUUUAUUUUAUGUUCAAAUUGAAUUAUGAUCAUUUUAAUAAUUGCUUUAGCUGUGUUCUACUAAAAUUUACAUUGCAUAGGUAGGUGCUUAUUAUACAGAAUAUGUUAUUUUUCGUAUGGAUCUUCUUAUCUAUUUUAUGUAUUUAAAUGCUUAUUAGAAAAUUAAAAACUAAAUUUGAACACGCCUGUGUUUUCUUUUUGUAAAUUUGAAUAGGUUCAUAUUAUUCUUAUAUUAGUAUUUUAUAAUAUAUACUAUAGUAUAUAAUAAUUCUGGACUUAAAUAAAUGUAGGUAUCUCUUAUAUAUUUGUGGAAAUUGUACAAUAUUAUUUAAUCAUGUCGGGAAUCACAUUUAUAUCAGGAAUGCUGUCUUACUUUGAUUUGAAAUUGUACAGGUACAAAUUAAUCGCUAGGGUGAUUAGAAUCAAAAAUUAUCUUUUUUCUGUAGAAGUAAAUAAUGACGUUUUUGGCUUUAGACCAGUUGAGUCUAAUUAACAAUAAUUCUACGGUGAUGGUUAAUUAAAUCAAAGUUAUUCCAAAUUUCUUAUCAACCAGGUAACAUCAAAAUCAUUUCUAUAAAAUGUGUUUUUUAUGUUGUUCUAACUUUCUUUGGAAAAAAAUGCAGCUAGUAUUUAACGUUAUGAAUUUCACUAUAUUUUUUUAAGCAACUUACAGACUGUCAUUAAGUUAAAACCGUUUUUAGAUUAUAUGCUAAAAAUUAUAAUUAUGAUUAUGGUAUUAGGAAAAAAUUAUUUUAUUUGUUUUUUUGGGAUGAUUAAGGUCAGAAGGUUUUUAUUUGUCUUAUGGGUCAGCUCUAUAUUCAUAUUAAUAUAUUAAUAUUGUAAUUGGAUACUAAAUAUACAUAAUAUUAGGUAAGAGUAGUGAAAAAUAAAAUGAUUGUUGUUUUUCCUUAAUUUAGACCAAAUCCGCAAACAUAUUUCCUUAUAUUACAUACUUAUAUAUGGUUAAGCUUUAACAGCAUAGUGUUAAGAAAUUAGAAAAUGUGUUGUCAAUAAUUGCAAGUGGAUUAGAUCUGGCGUAAAUCCAAAUUUAAUACAAAUUGUCAAUGAAACUCCCAUUUCUUCCCCCCAAAAAAAUAAGCGUUCAGAUUAUUUUACCAGAAGGAAUAGAAAAAACAAAAUCUGAAAAUAUUUUCAAAUGUAAUUGAGAUUACUUCUUUACCGAAUUCAAACUUAUGAUGUUUGUAAAUACUAUUUAGAUAAAGAAGAAACUAAAGUUAAGAUAGCUAAGUUUAAAGAUAAUCGGCCUGGAUCCAUUUGUAAAGUUUUAUUUUUUUUUAUUGUUUAAAAAUCACUUAUUAUAACAUUAAAUUGUGUCAUAAAUAUAUGUAUUUCUAUAAAUAUUACAUAAAAAUGUUUUCUAAAAGUUCUUUUUAAAAAUAAAAUAUGCUUUUUGACUCUAUUCACCUAUUAGAAGUUUAAAUGGAUUCUACUUCAAUAUUAAUAUACUGAUUUUAUACACCCAGUAAAGGGGCAGAUAGAGUAAUAACUUAAACAAAGAAUUUAAACAAAUUCGAAUGGUAUAAAUAUAUUACGCAUAACUUAAAUUAUUACAACUUUUGUUAAAGUUUUUAUUGUAACUAAAAAUUCAUGAAGUUAUGGCCAAAAUACAUCUAAAAUUGAUGUGAGUGAUCCCGUUUUACAGUACCAUUGUUUAUGAUGUAUACAACUGUUAUUUAUAUAGAGAUAUAUCAAUAAAACUUAUUGUAUACUUAAAAAUUAAAGAACCAAGAGUCAAUAGUACGAUGAAAUUGUUAGACAAUAGAGGAGAUUGAAAAAGGUGAAUCAGCAAUAGACCUUAAUGGCCUUUGAAAGCUAAAGAUAGAUAGAUUUAUAUAUAUUUUUAAAAAAAAAGAAAAGUUUUCUAGCUUUAUAACUAAAAUUCUACCUAUUUUUUCAUUCAUAAAUACCCAUAAACUUAGAUUUAUCUAAAUUUUAGGUACAUAGGAUAUUUUUGUUAUAGGAUAAAAAUGUUCUUGUUUUUUGUAACUGAAAAAGUGUUAUUUAUUUAUUAAAAUAUUAUUACCUACUUAUUAACCAAGUAUUUUAAAUUAAAGAAUUAAUCAAAUUACUAAAAUAAAUAAUGUGUUGUAUAGGCGUAUAAAUAAAAUAUUGUGUUUCGGUAUUUUUCUAUUCUAGUUUAAUUUGUUUUUAUUGUUUAACAUUGAUUAUAAAUAAACAGUUAAAUAAAUAAUAACAAAUAUUUUAUCAAAACAUAAGUUAAUUCAUAAUUAAUAACUAUUGUAAUCAAAUUAUUGGAUUGGUAGUUUGAUUAUUUCAUUAAUAAUCAUGUUGUUUAUAUUUGGUUAUCAUUAAGUAAUGUAAUUUGUAAUCAAUAAUUUUAAACGACUAUUAACCAAGUUAAUUUUACUUUUUUAUUGAAUGUUUUAGAUAAUGGCAACUCAAAUGGAAAUUGAUGAUGAUGUAGUUGAUUUAAGUAUAUCAAGGUAAAUAAAAUAUAUAAUUUUUUUCUUAUUUUCUAUUAUGCCUACAUAAUAAUUUAAUAUUUUAGUCGCACAAGUCAACCAUUAAGCGAUGAGCCACUUUCAUUAAAGUGUCCUCAGCCAGAUGAUGUUCAUAGUCAUAUGAAUGGACAUUUGGUUAAUGGUUGUUCAACUACUAGUGGAAAUGAUUCUUCAGAAGAUAGUGAUGAUGAUAUGCCUCUUGAACUUCCUCCAUCUCCGAAGGUAUAAAUAUUGUGAACUAUUUCAUUUUUUUAUUUUACUAAAUAAUACAUAUUUUUUAUAACUAUUAGGACUUACCAGCUCCUGAAGAGUUAUUUGAAAGGGAGAACCUCAUUAGAGUUUUAAAGGAGAAUCUCCGAACUGAAGAAAUGACUUUGGUGUUGUUAAAGAAAUUGCAACAAUCACAACAAAUUAACCAAAUUCCACCCAGUGUUACCAUAACCCCUCAGGCAGCUCAUACUAAAGAUCAUUCUAACCAAUUAUCAUCUCAAUUGCCUACUGGGAAGUCAGCUCAACCACCAAUGCCCAAUGUACCUCAUCAUGUAAAACCACCACCGCCUGCAUUAAAUCGUCUGGUAAAUUCAAAACUUACAUUAUUUUAUUGUAUGUACCUAUUGUAUUAAUUAACAUUGUCUUUUAUAGCCUUCAUCGUCGAGGUCUAAUGUUCAUCAAUCUCACCAUUCUAUGCCUUCGAAUCCAUUAAUUGGUUCUAGUAGAUUACCUCCUUCCAACGGUGUAACAAAUUUGCAGAGGACAUCUAAUGGUCGAUCAUCGAGUUCUGCUCAUUCAUCUCCAACUAUUACACUUGAACGAGUAAUGAAAGAUCAUCAUUCAUCUAAUAGCUCUCAAUCGGUAUAAAUAUAUAGCAAUUCAUUAAUAAAAGCCCAGAUUUAAAUAUUCUAAAACUAUUGAAAAUAUAAAAUAAAAUAUAUUUUAAUACUAUUUUUAGGAACGAUUGAGAAAUGAUGAUGGUCAAACACCCGCUCAAAGACAAGCUGCAGCUAAAUUAGCUCUUAGAAAACAGUUGGAGAAAACAUUAUUACAGGCAAUUAAUUUAAUUUUAAUUAAUUUGUUAUAUUAUAAAAUUUAUAUUUUAUUAAUCAAAUUAGAUUCCACCACCAAAACCUCCACCACCUGAAAUGCAUUUUAUUCCAAAUCCAUCAAAUACUGAAUUCAUUUAUUUACUUGGAUUGGAGCAUGUUGUUGAUUUUAUAACAAACGGUGAAAUGAUUGAAGCCAGUGUACAUAAAGAACCAUACAAGUGUUCUCAGUGUGAAUCAAAUUUCACACCUGUUUGGAAAUUGGAAAAACCAUCUAGAAGUAUGUUUAAAAAAUAAUUAUUAAAUUUUAAAUAGUGUAUACAAUACAGUUGUUUUUUACAGGUAAAGAAUCUAAAAUCAUAUGUGAACUAUGUGUAACCAGUAAUGUAAAGAAAUCACUCAAAGCAGAACACACAAAUCGACUGAAGACUGCAUUUGUCAAAGCUCUUCAACAGGAGCAAGAAAUUGAACAAAGGCUUGCCCAAGGAUCACCACCAUCAUCUGUAUCGCCAGCACCAGCACAUCCAAUUCAAAUUAACCCUCCAAUGCCGUCCCUGCCUAAACCAGCACCUGCACCUAAACGUAAUCCCACACCUCCACAACCGCACAAAAUGCAUCCAUCGGAUCACACGAGUGGUAAAUUUAAUGCUGCAGCUGCAGCUCACCUUGCUCUUCAACAGCAAAUGCUCAGAGGAUUGUCUCCCCAUCCUGCUGCUGCCAUGUUACAGUUUGCACCACUUCUUUAUCCGUACCAACUGGCCAUGGCACAAGCUAGUGGAAAGAAUUCUGCGGCUGCAGUAGCUGCGAACUUGGCUGAACUACAAAGGCAAGCAGUAGAUUUGCAACGACAGUAUUUAAUGGAGAUGAUGCCCCAACAAGGCCAAUCACGGUCUUCAUCGCAAACACCGACAUCUGCACACAAUUGGAAAUCAUGAUCAUAAUAAUAUUAGCAUACAAAAUUGUGUAUUCUGCUAAUUAUUCAUUGAUGUACAACUAUUAAUUUAAUAUUUUUUUCUUUUUUACUCUCACUUUGAAAGUCUGUGCAUAUAGUAUGUGUUUUGUACUAAUUGUGUUUAUGUGCAUUUUUUUUUGUUUGUGAGUGGUUCUUUAAAACCCUGGUGAUAAGUGAAUAUCAAUCAAUGCAUUCCAACUUUGCACAUGUAUCAAUAUUCGGAUGUAGUGCUGCAUAAAAGUUGUUAUUUUGUGCAAGACUAUAAUAAAGUCCAUUGCCUAGUUAUAGUAGUUUAUGUGUUUCAUUAUGCUACAUCACCUCUGCUAAUGUGUUGCAUGAUUCUACCUACGAAAAGACCCAAAAAAAGAAUUAAUAUUUGACCAGCUGUGGUCUAUUAUUACAUCAUUACUGGACUUUACUUCAUUAUUAUUAUUUUUAUAUUUUAGUUUUAUUAUUAUUAUUAUUAUUAUGUUUUGGAAAUUCAUAUUUGUUUCUAAAUAAAUGUGUUUAAAACUGUACAAAAUCACCUUGUAGCAAACCUAUUGUUGACAUUGUUCAUUUAUUUUGUAAAUAGUUAACAUUAUAAAAAUUAAUGAAUUAUACAGUUUGUGGUUAAAAAAAUAACAUUUGUAUAAGAGCCAUGUUAUUGGAGUUGCGCUGGACCCAAAAUAAUUGGUUUUAUUUUAUUUUUUUUACAAUGGAACCAUGUUAUUUUUUUAUGUAUGAAAAAUUGAAUGUAUUUUUACCUGUAAUAAAUUUGUUGUAUGUUUUUUUUUAGUCAAUUCUGUUCCCAUUUUGAUGUUUACCUGGAUAUUGUAUAUAAUAAACCAAUAAACUAGUUGUGCAAAUUAAGUUUUAUA